Messenger RNA from Cucumis sativus (cucumber), 1881 nucleotides. RefSeq names its product E3 ubiquitin-protein ligase DIS1. Gene Ontology annotation, biological process: multicellular organism development; ubiquitin-dependent protein catabolic process. Lineage: Eukaryota; Viridiplantae; Streptophyta; Magnoliopsida; Cucurbitales; Cucurbitaceae. Gene Ontology annotation, cellular component: cytoplasm. Gene Ontology annotation, molecular function: ubiquitin protein ligase activity; protein binding; zinc ion binding. The coding region runs from base 698 to 1612 and encodes 304 amino acids. The transcript has 4 exons. The record is from RefSeq and is a predicted model, not a curated record.
UUAUGAAGAGAAGAGCGUUAACCUAAGAAAAGGAGACCGGGCGAGGGCGAGGGCGAGGGCGAGGGGAGGCGGCUGCUUCGGAGUCAACCAUUCCAAUGAUUCAUAUAUUUCAUAAGCACAGUGAUUCUUACAAAUACAAACGCUGCCGCCUUCCCUCUCUCUUUCCAACCUUCGUUUAAAUACAAAAAAAUUGGAAAAGGAAAAGAAUUUCCCUUUUCUCUCUUCUGGGUAUUUUGAAUCUUUGAUUGAUUGCCUCUCCAUGAAAAAGGGUUAACAGAACUCUCAGAUUUCAUUCAAAAUGAAUAAAGAAAUCGAAUAAAUUUUCGGAAUUUCGAGGACACUGAAGCCGGCCUGCUUGUUGUUGUGGGCAAGGGGAGAAGGGUCCGCACGUCUUAAUUUCUCUCUUUUCUUUUCCCCUUUUUGUUCUUUCUCGAGAAAAAAAAAAUCUCUCUCUUUCAUCAUACGCUCCUCUUCCCCGGCUCCUACUCUUCCCCCCCCCCCCCCCCCCCCCCCCUCUCUCUCUCUCUUAGCCUUUAAUUUGAAUUCUCUCCGCUCUCAAACGCUCACUUCUUCACAUUUCUCUCUGUACUACCUCUUUUACUUGCUGUUUAUUGUUUUAUCACAAACCGAAGUUGUCGUUUACUCAGAUUUCUUUGGUGGGGUUCUCGUCCUCUUUUGAGGCAUUCUAUUCAUAAAAAUGACAUCUGCAAAUCCUUAUUUUGAUGACAUCCGGAACAAACCUGAGGUUAUUGAUCCUCCCCAAGAUGAUGACAUGAUGGAUGUUAGUGAAAGUGUGAGUGAUCCUGCUCGAUCUGGAGGAAAACCUAACGUAGUCUCUAGCAGUGUUCGUGAGCUGUUGGAGUGCCCUGUUUGCUUAAAUGCUAUGUACCCUCCCAUUCAUCAGUGUUCGAAUGGUCACACAUUGUGUUCCGGUUGCAAGCCUAGGGUGCACAACCGGUGUCCGACCUGCAGGCAUGAACUUGGCAAUAUCAGAUGUCUUGCAUUAGAGAAGGUGGCUGCAUCUCUGGAACUUCCAUGUAAAUACCAAACUUUUGGAUGUGUGGGCAUAUAUCCAUACUAUAGCAAGCUGAAACAUGAAUCUCAGUGUAUAUAUCGACCCUAUAACUGUCCGUAUGCGGGUUCGGAAUGCUCAGUUAUUGGCGACAUUCCAUUUUUGGUAUCCCACCUCAAGGAUGAUCACAAAGUUGACAUGCAUAAUGGAAGCACUUUCAAUCACCGAUAUGUCAAGUCAAACCCACAAGAGGUCGAAAAUGCCACCUGGAUGUUAACGGUUUUCAGCUGUUUUGGUCAAUACUUUUGUUUACAUUUCGAAGCUUUCCAGCUCGGAAUGGCACCCGUCUACAUAGCUUUCUUGCGGUUUAUGGGCGACGAUAAUGAAGCAAAGAACUAUAGUUAUAGUCUUGAGGUUGGUGGAAAUGGGAGGAAGAUGGUGUGGCAAGGAGUGCCACGGAGUAUUCGGGACAGUCAUCGGAAGGUCCGAGACAGUUUUGACGGUCUCAUUAUCCAACGUAAUAUGGCACUCUUCUUCUCGGGGGGAGAUCGGAAAGAAUUGAAACUCAGGGUAACUGGUAGGAUUUGGAAGGAGCAGUAAUGGUCUGUUUCCAAUCACCAUUUUUUAAAAAAAUGUUCUAUGUUUAGCUCCUUACUCCUAAGAGAAUGUAAAAGUAGGCUAAUUAGAGAGUUGUGAUAUGAUGAUAGGUCUCCAGUAAUGUAAUGUAGUUAUUUUAUUUUUUUAGUUGAAGAAUCAAAGGCAAACUCUGUUUGCUUGUGGAAAAUCAAAUACAUGAAUGAACUGUGACAGCAAAAACCUGUGUUCUUACUUCUUCACUGUUGCAAGAGAGAAAGGUGUUCCAUUGUUCA